Ruditapes philippinarum (Manila clam) is the source of this 2295-nucleotide messenger RNA. RefSeq lists its product as uncharacterized. Bases 319 to 1272 code for a protein of 317 amino acids. The record is from RefSeq and is a predicted model, not a curated record. NCBI's taxonomy places the organism in Eukaryota, Metazoa, Mollusca, Bivalvia, Venerida, Veneridae. The transcript has 2 exons.
CAGUAAUGGCUGCGCCCAGGUGAAAUAAUUACAGGUGUAAUAAUUACUGAAUAUUUCGUUUUUUUUUGUAAUUAAAAAACGAAUUUUGUCAAAUUUAUUGUUCCUUAUUAUCGUAGUACGCUAAAGAGUUUUAACAAAGCCGAGAUACCAACAUUCACAGGCAGUAAAAUAACCUGACACUCGCUUGGUUUUGUUUACAAAAUUUUUAAAGACGAAAAAGUACGGAAGUAUCAAAGUUCAGCCUAAUUUGGGUAACCAUUCCAGAUGUAAUCACAGCAGUUUCAUGUUAACAAUCCUGUGUAACAACUUUAUGAAAAAAUGCCUUCUAAAAAAGAGAGACUUGACAUGUUGGCGCGGGUGUGGAGUACCCCAACACCGUUUGACAUUGAUUUCUUUGACAAGGGAAACGAAGUCGUCAUAGUAUCGACAUAUAGGGAUAUAGUUCCAUGGUGGAUGAACAUAUUCAAAGUCAUGUAUCCAAAUGAUACAUUUAGGGAAAAGGAAGACAUCAUUAAAAUCAGUGUUGGACCAAAAGUAACAUUGAAACUAAACAAAAGAUCAGGAACUAUGAAAGUUUGUGGAAAAGAACAUUUGCUAUGGAUGACAAAUGAAUUUCCCAAUGUUUUAGAGACGGGAAAUGACGAGGUCGAAGAGUUGGCAGAUGCUUCAGACACGUCAGUUACACGAUUUUUACAACUCGACAAAAAUGUUGAGGAGGUUCAAGAUUUGAUUGACAUGAUACCAGAGGGCGGCGGAAUAAUGAUGCAUGACUUUAUCAUGAAGAUGUGGAAAAGCCUGAUUGAUGAUUGGCUGGGAUGUGGGGCCACCGUCUAUGUAGUCACCCCAAGGAUUGAUGAGGAGCGACUAUUUCAAAUGUUUCUUUUAAUGAUCAGGAAUAAGGGCACUGGAUUUCAUAUCACUUUGGUCACGCCCAGUAAGUCGCCAGAUAAUGUGAAGUUUAUCAAAGUGUUAAAUACUGCAAGACGAAUGAUGAAAAAGACUCGCACCCCAAGAACACAGAAGCGUCUUGUCUCAGACAUUAAAAUGCAUUGGGCAAUGUCAAAUUUAAGUGUGCACCAUGAAAACUUUUCAACCAAUUUCAUAGCUGGGUUCAAAGAUGAGGAGGCAGAAGUGUUAAGCACAACUGCACACUUCCACAAAGCACACUUCCACACAAACCAAAGGGAUAAUGUUAGUUACAACAAAAUUAGUACGGAUGAAUUGAGACGGAACUAUUUAUUCCCUCUUGGACUGAGUCCAGUAAAUUAUUGAGGGAGGGAGCAAGUCUGUGGAAGAAUUUACAUAUGUUUAGUGAAUAGUGAACACAAGAUAAUGCAAUCAAAUGUAAUAAUGGCAACUAUGAAUUUAGUUCUUUGUAGAUAAAUAACAUGUAAAUAAAAACUUACUGAUAAUCGAUGAAGUGUCAUUCUGACACAACAAAGAAUUCCAUGGUGAUGGAUUAAAAUUUUAUUUUUUCAAAAGAUGUAUAUUAUGUUUACAUACUGAUCAUAAUUCAUAUCAUAAGGCACGAUUUUCAAAGAUUGUAGAGAAAAUAUUCUACAUUGAAUUUAAAAAAUCAAAUAUAUUGAGUGAGUGUAGGUCCAAUACUGAAUUUAUUGAAGGAGUUGAAUAAAAUUAUAUUAUGCAAGCCUAUGACAAGCAAAAUAUAAUUUUAUUCAAUGAGUUCAAUAAAUUCAGUUAUGAACAUAUAUAAUACAUGUAUAAUAUUUCAUUUAUCACAUACCCAAAAUAAAAACUGUUUAAAUUGAAAAGUAACAUUUUUCAUUGACGUUCUUAUAGUAUAUCGCUAACAUUUAGCGUGUCUUAACGCUGUGUUUGUAUAACGUAAUGACGUCGCAUCAAAAUAUUUGCACGGCAGUGCAAUACCGAGUCGCAAAAGUGGCAGGGGUAUGUGAUAAAUACUUAUUACAAUUAUCUGCUGCACACAUAUUUACCUACUGUAAGUUUACUUAUAUAUAAUAUAAAUUAUGUUGAUGACACAAAGCUGCCCUACGCUUUAUGCACCAGUCAUUAAUGUAACCCACCACCAACCCUCUACCACUAUGGGAUCUAAAUACAUAUUGCUCUUAAAACAUUAAGACCUGAAAAAAGCUGGAUUGUGAAAUGGUAAAAUUCCUAAACAGUUCUCAAUGGUUGUCUAUUAAUCUUUUCUUUGCUAUUUUUGGGGCCAAAACAUUAUUCGGUUGCAAUUUCAAUGUGCCAUGUAAGAACAACAGCUAGGGAGGUUAAAAAACCAUUAAUCUACCCGAGGCACUAUAUAAACUACAAAGAAUG